AUGUCACUUCCCACCGCCUCUGAGCAAAUCCCUCCCACGAGACCGCCUCCAAAUGUGUCAAGAGAUCCCGGGUCACGCCUAAAGAUCCCCAAGGGCGAAGUAUGGGAUACAUUUUUUGUAGAAGAUACCUGUGCGCUGAAGGAUUCGCCAGACACCAUCGGCGUUGUGGCAAAAACAUGGCAUGACAUAGACGAUUUGGACAAUUGGGAAGAAAUAGAUGAGUGUGUUCCAGGAAAAUACGCCUCCGAUGAAGACGUGAUAGAAUUUCGGUCAACUGGACAGCCACCCCGGAAUUAUCUCCUCCUUACGCCUUCGUCUCCGGCUAUGCCCUCCAUGCUCCUCCACGAAUCAGAAUUGGUCCUUCUUGAUCGCGCUCUUGCCUUUGGCGAUGUUGUUAAAAAGAAUUUAACAUCUCCCCUUUCCGGCACAGUUGUCUCUGUGUCCACUUCGGUUGGCCUUCGUCACUCUUUUGUCGACCCGCACGAACCGACGGAAAACUAUGGUCUUAUUCCAGACGUUGGGGAGCAGGAGCUGGUGCUUUCAAGGCAAUGGACCAAUGGUGAUUUUGUUAUAUAUAAGAAUUGCUGGAUGGGUGUAGUAGAAGAGGUUUUUGAUGAGGUUGCCGUGCGACUUCAGAACGGAAGUGUUGUCGUUGUUGAAAACGCCUGGCAGCUUGAGAUUCCGGUAUUAAGUGCGGAGGAGGAGGCACAACAUCAGAAUAUCAACUCUCUAAUAAAUGGAAUUGGAGAAGGAAAGGCAGAAGGGAAACCUACCGGCACAUCUGGGAGGAGACCGUCCAGACCAAAAACCAUUCCCUCACCGUAUCACCUUUCCGCGGGUCAGACUGUAUCAACGAACAAAGCGAACCUCCGAAGAGGUCGUUGGUUGUAUGGUGCAUAUAAUGCAAGUAUCCCUCCUAUUGGCGUCGUUGUGGAUGUCACUACUUCAAAACUCCAUGUGACCUGGCUAUGUCAAAACAUAAUCGUUCCUGGUCGUUUUGUGCCCGUCCAAAGACCAGAUAUGGUUAUCGAAACAGAAGCCGAGAUUUCAAAGCUCAAGAAGUUUACAAAAUCCGUGGGGGUUACGUUGAUCUUGAGGGCAAGCUUUUUGCGAGCAUGGAUGCUACUCAAACAGGGGGCUCACUGGAGGUGGGGGAUAGAGAAAAUCUCAAGAAGCGAAUCUCUAGGCUUUGAGAUCAACACUUUCGUUGUGGUUGAAACGAAGACUCGUGUAAGAGUGAUGUGGCAGGACUUGACCGAGACCCUCGAGGAAGCUCGUGGGAUAGUGCCAUACCUGAAUGUCGAUGAGCACGAUGUUUGGCCAGGUGAAAUGGUCGUCAUCAAAGAGGAGCCAGUUGAAGAUAAGGCCAAGCCAAGUGAAAUCGACCAUGAUGGAAGACAACAAUUCCAAGGGGCCUGGCAAUAUUUCAAUGAAAAUCUUCUUGGGCCGUCUUCAGAAGCAGUCCCUGUGCCGGAUUUUAUUAAGCCUGAGAAGGUUGGUGUCGUUCAGACUGUAAACCCAGCAGAAAGGGUUGCAAAGGUAAUCUGGUUUGCAGAUCCAAAAGUAGAGAUCGCAGGAAACAUUAUGAUUCCUGGAUCAAAGACUGGAACAUUAGGAAAUAAAGUGGAGGACGCCAGUCUCUAUGAGGUCAAUGCCCACCAAGCUAUGGGCGUAAGGAGGGGUGAUUUCGUCCUUAUUGCACCUGAAAAGGACGUAUCUGAAGAGCAAGGAGAAUCAACUACGACUAGCGCCGGCGAUACCACUCCUGUUGAUCCAACAAAUCAGCAGUCUUCCGGGGGUCAAUUGCAGCAGAUGGCAGAUGGCCUGCGAGGGAUGAUCGAUGGCGGAUUAUUAGCAAAUCUGAGCGCAGCUUUAGGGACUAGUAACCAUCCGCAGUUUCAAGCCGUCAGUAGGAUGCUGAGUCAAUUCCCGUUGAUAAAUCAUUCCGAAAAUACAAAUCCCCCAGUUGUAGCUCCUCGGAACAUGAACAACGAAGAUUUCUAUCUAAAUCAACCUCUGGAAUGGAUUGGCGAAGUUGUUGAUCUGGGCUUAGAUGGACUAAUCACUGUACGUCUCGGUGCCUUAGACGAGCCAAAGGAUAUUAAAGCUUCAAUCGAACGGCUACAUAUUAUCUUCACUGGUGAGAUGGACUUUGAUUCACCUGGUGAUGAGGAUGAUGAAGACGAUGAGUACGAUAGCGAAGAGAGUGGAUCGGAUGAAGAUGACGAAUUUGAUGACGAUGACGACGAAAUAUGGAGGGGAGAUGAUAUAGUUAUUGACGAACAGGUAUACUAUCAAGGCGGUGAAAGGAUAGAAAAUGAUGGUGGCGAAGAAGCAUGGUCAACAGACGAUGAGGCGGAUGAUAUGGAUUUCGAAGAUGAUUCUGUUGUUUCGAAACAACCGAUCAGUCUAGAUUAUGAUGGCGAUACUAUGAUGGGUAAUCCUAGUGCUGGAAAGGAUGCAGAGCCGGUAAACGAAGAUAAAAAAGAGCCCACGGAUGAUAAAAUAUUAGUUCCUCCACCAAUCCCAGAAGGCAUACCAGCGCCGCAGGCCUUUUCUGUUCCCACUUCUUCAAAACAACUGGAGAGAUUUGCGAUAUUGGAAAGCGCCGUUCCUGCAGAUCAUGCAUUUGGUGGACAGCCCGAAACUCCUGUAGAUCCCAAGUUCCUUAGACGAAUCAAUAAGGAACAUGCAAUCCUCUCAUCGUCUCUUCCUGAUGGGAUCCUCGUGCGCACAUGGGACCGCCGAAUUGACUUGAUGAGAGUCUUAAUCAUUGGCCCUCUCAACACGCCGUAUGAACUUGCCCCGUUCGUGUUCGAUUUUCAUUUCUCGGCAAAUUUCCCUCAUUCGCCACCACUGGCGCACUUUCAUAGCUGGACUGGAGGAAUAGGAAGGGUCAAUCCAAAUUUAUACGAGGAUGGUAAAAUAUGCCUAAGUCUCUUAGGAACGUGGCAUGCGGAGAAAAGGAAUGAAGGGUGGAGCCCCAACGGAAGUUCUGUUUUGCAGGUGCUUGUCAGUUUGAUGGGUCUCGUACUCGUCCGGGAGCCAUAUUACAAUGAGGCUGGCUUUAACGUCUACGUUGGUUCCAAAGACGCAACACUUAACUCGGCCCUUUACUCUGAGAAGGCAUUUAUUCUAGCACGUGGCUUUGUCAAGCACGUUUUGCAGAGACCUGUCCUGGGUUUCGAGGAUGAGAUUAAGUGGCUGUACAUGCCUGGACAGUCUGAGGGGCCGGAGCUGUUGAAGGAGGUUAUCAAACGGGCUAAAGAGGUCGUGGCGAGGAGUUCGGCUCCAAGGAAAACUGAGGGCGUCGAAGUAUCUGCUGAAGUCGGGAGCGAGGGUGUGGGUAGGGUUUCUGCGGGAGCUCUUGUGUUGCUGGAGAAGCAUCUGGAGGCAUUGGAGGGAAUCCUGGAAGAAGGGGCGGGAAAAACAGAAGUCGUCUCGGAGUCUGCGUAA
Messenger RNA from Morchella importuna, 3456 nucleotides. RefSeq lists its product as uncharacterized. The coding region runs from base 1 to 3456 and encodes 1151 amino acids. The transcript is spliced from 6 exons. Lineage: Eukaryota; Fungi; Ascomycota; Pezizomycetes; Pezizales; Morchellaceae. The record is from RefSeq and is a predicted model, not a curated record.